Messenger RNA from Oncorhynchus masou masou (cherry salmon), 7126 nucleotides. RefSeq names its product inactive phospholipase C-like protein 1. Gene Ontology annotation, molecular function: phosphatidylinositol-4,5-bisphosphate phospholipase C activity. NCBI's taxonomy places the organism in Eukaryota, Metazoa, Chordata, Actinopteri, Salmoniformes, Salmonidae. Gene Ontology annotation, biological process: release of sequestered calcium ion into cytosol; lipid metabolic process; phosphatidylinositol-mediated signaling. The record is from RefSeq and is a predicted model, not a curated record.
UACCCGGGCACUUCUGUAAAUAAAUGGCACCCAUAAAACAACGACCAACGCAGACUUACUCCGAGGCAAUACGUAACAUUGUGUGAUUUCCGAACCUGAAACUUGAACUUGGGCUUCUGUUGAGAAGAUGUCGGAGCAAGAGCAUUAUGGGGACGGUCUUUGCGAUGAUGGAGCUCCUGAGAUCAUCCCGCCGAGAGCGUCCAGGACGGGGAGGCGGAGCGGAGUCAUCCUCCCUGGCCAGGACAACGAUACCAUCGUCCUGGAGGCAGCGAGGGCAGCCCCCCGCAGGAGCAGCAUCAUCAAGGAUCCUUCAUUGCACAAGUUGGCCGGCGGGCGCAAGAAGACAGUGUCCUUCAGUAGCAUACCCUCAGAGAAGAAGGUACGUUUUUAGUCAGCGUCCGACUGCCUGGCCUUCACAGGGGGCUGUGAGCUGAAGAAGGUGCGUCCCAACUCCCGGAUCUACAGUCGUUUCUACACCCUGGACCAGGACCUCAGCUGCCUGCGCUGGGAGCCCUCUAAGAAGGAUGGGGAGCGUGCCCGCCUGGACAUGGUCACUAUCAGAGAGGUUAGGACAGGGAAGAGCACUGAGACCUUCCUGCAUAACGGACCUGCUGCAGAACACCUGGCUGAGGAGGCAGCCUUCUCUAUUAUCCACGGGGAUGACUACCAGUCUCUGGACCUGGUGGCUCUUUCAGCUGACGUGGCCAACAUCUGGGUGACAGGGCUCCGUUACCUGGUGUCCCACCCCUCUGCCAUCGGGCAUGGAGGGGGGGCAGGCGGGGGAGGAGGUCUGGGAGGAGGGAGCAUCAUAGGGGAGGGUAGCCUCGGCAGUAAGAUGAGGAGUGAAUGGCUGGCCACAGAGUUUGCCGAGGUGGAUGAAGACGGGUAUGGGAUCGUCGCAGAGGAUACGGCCGUGGCAACCAUCUGUAAGCUGUGUCCUGGCAUCAAGGAAGCUAAGGUGCGUCUGAGGUUCAAGGAGAUCCAGCGCAGCAAAGAGAAGCUGACGUCUCACGUGACACGCGAGGAGUUCCAGGAGGCCUUCUGCGAACUCUGCACGCGCCCAGAUGUCUAUUUCCUAUUGGUCCAGCUCUCUAAGGAUCGCGAGUGUCUGGACGCCCAGGACCUUCGUCUCUUUCUGGAGACGGAGCAGGGCCUGUCCCUGGCCACAGCUGAGGGCUGUUUGGAGCUGGUCCUACGAUUUGAGCCCUCCAGACCAGGCCGAGAGAGAGGCUUGCUGGGGCUUGACGGCUUCGCCCGUUACCUGCAGUCUCCAGAGUGCCAGCUGUUUGACGUGGAGCACCAGGGAGUGUGUCAGGAUAUGAGCCUGCCCCUGUCCCACUACUACAUCAGUACUUCCUAUCGGUCCUAUCUCCUGGAUGACCAGGUCCAUGGGAGGGCUGAUCUAGGGGGUUUGACCAGGGCUCUUCAGGCCGGGUGUCGUUGCCUGGAGCUGGGGGUGACAGACGGCCCAGAGGGGGAGCCUCUCCUGGGGGUAGACUAUGGUCCUGAUGCCCACCGCCACCACCACCAUCACCACCACGCCCCGGUCACCAUCCGCAGUGCUCUGGAGGUGGUGAAUAAGUAUGCCUUCCUGACCUCGCCCUACCCGCUUCUGCUCUACCUGUGCCAGCGCUGUUCCCCCUCCCAGCAGCGUACCUUGGCCCAGCACCUGAGGAAGGUGUUCUCUACACGUCUCUACACCCCUGAGGCCCUGCCGGUCAGCCCGGUGGGGCGAGCCACCACCCUGCCCUCCCCUGAGCAGCUGAAGGGCCGGGUGCUGCUGGUGGGGAAGAAGCUACCCCCAGAAGAGGAGGGAUCCGAGGGAGAGGUAUCAGAGGAGGAUGAGGAGAUAGGGGGAGGCGGACCCUUGGCUGGCCGGCGAAUGACCAUACCCGGAGAGGAGGAACUGGGUGUGGUUUUAGUGGUACCCCCGCCCCCUCAGCCCAGGAGACUCCGCCUCCAACGCGAGCUCUCAGAUCUGGUGAGCGUGGCAAGAACUGGAAGCCGUAGCUUCUACAACCACCGAGAAAUAAGGAAACAAGGACAGCAGCACUCCCCACCCAGCACCCCCUCAACGCCGGGCACACCCUUACUCCCUGAUUCGGCCUAUUGGACUCUGUGCUCCCUGGGGGAGGGAGAAGCGGGCCGGCUGGCCAGUGAGAGCCCAGAGGACCUAGUAGGCUUCACCAAGCGUACCCUGACCCGUGUCCGGCCCAGCUCCGUCCGCCUGGACUCCUCCAACCCCAACCCCCAGGGGUACUGGAAGGGCGGGGUCCAGCUGGUGGCUCUCAACCAGCAGACCCCCGGGGCCAUGCUGGACCUCCACAGGGGACGCUUCAUCCAGAAUGGGGGCUGUGGCUUCGUGCUGCGCCCGGGGGUCAUGAGAGACGAGGUUUCCUACUUCAGUGCCGUGACCCAGGGGUGUGUGCCUGGCGUGCCACCUCAGACCCUCAGGGUGAAGGUGAUCAGCGCCCACAACCUGCCCAAGCCGCAGGGCGCUGGGGCCAAAGGAGAGGUUAUAGAUCCCUACGUGGUUCUGGAGCUACAUGGGGUACCAGCGGACUGCGCUGAGCAACGGACCCGGACCGCCACACAGAACCAGGAUGGCCCACUGUUUGAUGAGACCUUUGAGUUUCAGGUGAACAUGCCAGAGUUGGCGCUCCUCCGCUUCGUGGUAUUGGACGACGACUACAUUGGAGACGACUUCAUUGGCCAAUACAGCGUGGCCUUCGAGUGCCUUCAGCCGGGCUACCGCAAUGUGCCCCUGCUGGGUCUGGAGGGAGACCCCUUGCCACACGCUAGCCUGUUCAUCCAUGUUGCCGUGACCAACCGACGAGGGGGGGGCAAGGCCCAGAGGAGGGGUCUGUCUGUGCGGAGAGGGGUGUGGCGGGGGCGAGAGUACGUGACCCUACGGAACACGGGUAUUAAAGCUCUGGAUGAUACGUUCCGUCCCGCUAACACCCAUCUCAGAGAGGCCACAGACCUGCGGGAGGACGCACAGAGUGCAAGUGUGAGUUUCAAAGAGCAGUGUGGACUCCCCCCGGUGGCAAAGCUGAAGCAGUGCAUCCAGAGCCUGGCCACACGGUUGCAGACCCCAGAAGGGCCCCCGGGGGCCAGCAUGACCCUGAGGGAUGGCUACCCCCACCUGGAGGCUCUGGGCAGCAUCACCGAGGUCACGCGCAAACUACUGAAUCACUAUGAUACGAUGAUCUCGGCCAAGAAGCAGCUGAUCGAGAAUGCAGACGCUGUGCAGGAGAGGAUGGCCCAGGUGCAGAGAGAAGGAAUGGCGUUCCACGAGGAGCUGCCCAGGCUGGGAGAGAAGGAGGGGCUGAAGGGACACAAGCAGAGCAAAGCCCUGGAGAGUUUCACCUGGAAUAUUACUGUACUGAAGGGGCAGUGUGAUCUCCUGCGCAGUGCCAAGGUAGACUCUCUGGAUGCUCUGAGACAGUUGGCCCUGGCCUGUGAAGCCUGUGGCCUCACCUCCACGACCUCCUCCUGCACCUCUUUUGGUCCCUCUGAUCUCUUCUACACCUCCCACAGCAGGUGGGGCAACUCCCAGGAGAGGAGAGGAAGCACCCAGGAGAGGAGGGUGAAUACCCAUGGCAAUGGACGAAUAUGACACCCCCCAACCUACCAGAGAGAGGGAAGGGGGAUAGAGGGAACGAGUGGAUGAGAUGGUGACAACCCCUCAAAUCCCAAACUGUCAGAGAAAGGGAGGGUGGGGAGAGAGAGAGAGAUGGCGAAAGAGAGCAGAGUUGGAAUGGUCUAGAGUAGAGCCCAGAGCCUAUACCUUUAUCCAGAGUAGUAAGACUAGUGAAGAAUCGUUGCGGUAAUUUGACGGCUUACUUUGUGUUCAUCCGUGGAAAUACAUUUGUGCUUAUUUAAGUCGGGCACUUGAAUAUAACGCUCCUACAAUUUACUUCAAUGUUUUUUCUCCCUAAAAAGGGAGUUGUGAUUGUGAAAACACGUUGUUCUUAGGUAAGAAACCUUUGCUGUGGAGAGGACGAGUGAAGAGUCUCUGUCCUUCUGAACCCACCUAAUUGAUCCCUCGGGAGGAUGUGAUGUCACGCUGUUGAUGCCUUGAGGGCCCGUCUCACCAUGGAUACCACAGGGGGUUGAGUGACAGGUGACCCUCCCAGUGUCCCACCGACACAGCUACUGUUACACCCAGCCCCUCCCUCCUUCCUUCCCCCUCUUUAUCUCCUUCACCCAGAACCCUCGGUACAUGGAGUGUUUUGAAUGUCUAGCCUGUCUUGGAAAAACAAUGGCAUCCAUGACAGGCUAGACAUCCAGACAGGCUAGACAUUGCGUACCCCUCUCAUCUUCCCUGAGAGACCCCACCAGGUAUCCUUUCCUGAGAAGAUGGGAGGAGGCAGAUGUGUUGGUAAUUUUACAUGAGAUGGCUUUACCCUGCUUCAGGCUACUAAGUCCUACCUGAGACCAUCCACAGGUGUCAGAUUGCUUGGAGCUAACAGUGUCACAGUAUCACAACAUCACAGUAAGGUCUGGAAGACAACCUGAAGACAACCUGAAAUAAGAGGACCCGUUGAGUGUGAUUGAUUGAUUAUUUGAUUGUGUUUAAAAGGCUUCAUUGAUUAGUUGGGCAGCAGGUCACCUAGUGGUUAGAGCGUUGGGGCAGUAACCAAAAGGUUGCUUGUUCGAAUUGAAUUCCUGAGCUGACAAGAUGGAAAAAAUCUGCCGUUCUGCCCUUGAGCAAGGCAGUUAACCCCCACAGCAACUGCUCCCCGGGCGCCGAAGACGUGGAUGUCGAUUAAGGCAGCCCCUCACACCUUUCUGAUUCUGAGGGGUUGGGUUGAAGGCAUUCAGUUGUGCAACUGACUAGGUAUCCCCCUUUCCCUUUGAUUGAUAGACGAGUAUUACCCUACACACGGAUGUGGUUGGCAUGGCUGUGUUGCUAUGAGGGAGGGGGCCCUCUCUCUGUGUAUUGACUGAAAGUAUGUGUUGGGUUUGUCCCAACUUAAAAACUCAAUCAGCAACAGUAAAGGACUCUGACAAAGAACUACAAAAAUGGCGCGACUAGAUGCUACUACAUCCUUGGUGUGCUUAUGCUGCUUGUGAUGGUCGACUGUGGGACAUGGAUGCCAUUGUUUUUCCAAUGUUAGAUUUGUGCUAUUAAGGUAGGUAAAUACUUCAUGUAAUUUAUAUUUUACUGUGUCAUAGCACCCUUUCUCUACCAGUGGUGGCUGGUAUCACUUUAAAUCGGAGGAUGGGCCUCCACUGCUCUCUGCCUUUCCUACCACCUGUGAUCCAAACACAGCAAGAGGCAGAGGCCCCCAACACAACAAUAUUACACCCAGCGCUGAGAGAGCACUAUAGGGGCCUGGCAUCAAAGAGACAUAGACAGUAGAGAUAAUAGAGGAUCUUACAAUGAGGGACAUUUUCAUCACAAGGCGAGAAUGGAAUGAAUGGAAAGUAUUCCCCCAGGAACAACAGCAGAGCACAGGGUCUUCUGGGGCUCUGAGGUCAACGUACCUACCGUCUGUCAUUCUACAGUCUGAACAGCCAUUUCAACACACACAGCAGUAAGGUUGGAGGAACAUUUACAUUCGGCAUAGAAAGGAUAAUACUUAACAUAGGUUCUUUGAUGCUUGCAGUGGACAACCCAUAUUGACCUGCCUCUCUCCUUCUCUUGGAUGGAUUGAUUCAUUAUCAUCUGUUGCCUCCUUCACCAGCCCACCUCCACACAUCUAUCUUAAAGGCGCUGCAUGGUCAAUCCGACGUCUGCAUUGACCAUGCAGCGUUGACAGUGAUAUGGCCUCUGCAGAAGUCAGAGCCAAUUUAGGCUUGAUCCGAAAAUGUGGUUGGAGGCUUCGUAUGGAGGGUGUGACGCAGUCACAUAGCCUCCAGAGGCACGCAGAGGCCAAAUCAAGCUCCGUAAAGCAUCGCCGUGCACCUCUCAAAUGUUGUAACAGUGAGGAGGGCUCUGUAUACUGUAGCUCCGCAUUGACCUGAUUGGUUGAUGGUAGGUGAGGACGGGAGGUCCUGCAGAGACACAAACUCACUUCCUUGACAACUUCCUCCACAACAGCUCUGCGCUGCUUGGCAAAGUGCAACAAGUAUGAAUGACCUGACUUCUGCAAAGGCCAUAUCAAGGUAACCAGAAGGUUGCAAGUUCAAACCCCCGAGCUGACAAGGUACAAAUCUGUCGUUCUGCCCCUGAACAGGCAGUUAACCCACUGUUCCUAGGCCGUCAUUGAAAAUAAGAAUUUGUUCUUAACUGACUUGCCCGGUUAAAUAAAGGUUAAAUGAAAAAAUAAAAAAAUAAAAAGGUAAAUGCUGCACGGCCAAUCAGACGUCAGAAUGACCAUGCAGCGCCUUUCAGGUCAUUCAUACUUGUUGCACUUCGCCGAGCAGCGCAGAGCUGUUGUGGAGGAAGUUGUCAAGGAAGUUUGUGAUUCUGCAGGACCUCCCGUCCUCACCUACCAUCAGCCAAUCAUGUCAAUGCGGAGCUAUACGGAGCCCUCCUCACUGUUACAACAUUUGACAGGCGCACAGCAAUGAGGAAGGUCACUAUACUAUAGCUCACUAUACUCAACUGGUGUGUUGAUGUUUUUUUGCAGUAUUGAAAAAUAAAAACAUGAAAUAAAUCCUCUAAUCCAACAGCACUCUGGUCCAACACCACAGUGCUUUAAUUUACUAUACUGUAGUUACUCUCUUUAACCUGCGUCUGUCUUAAACCUUGUGGUGGUGUUUGACUUACAGUCCUUACAGCGAUGUGUUUAGGUUAUGUCUGCUUCCCAAAUGGCACCCUAUUCCCUACAUAGUGCACUACUUUAGUUGUGCAUUACUUUAGUACUAUAUAGGGAAUAGGGUGCCAUUUGGUAAACACUCUGUAUCUAUCUGUGUAUGCUAUCUUCUCUGACCGACCCUUCAAACAAAUCUUUGUUUCGUUCUGUCUGCGUACGCAAAUGUUUUUGUAAUAACAAAUAUACAAAAAAAGAGUAUUUAUUAAAGGUGUUGACGAGUGUGUUUUGAAACCAAUACAUAUUAUAUUAAAUGGACGUUGCUUUUAUUUUGAAAAGCUAGUUUGUUUUCUAUCUGAUUGACCAAAUGUAACAGUUGUACCCUUAAAUGACUAAAUAAAACUAUUUUAUUGACCAUUUAA